AUGGGCGCAAGAGACAUAAGAAUUUUAGAAGAUGCUCGAGAUGUUUCUCAAAAAGAUGAAGGUGGUAAUGAGAAUAACAGAGAAACGCCAUCUAUCAAACGGGCUGUCGGAAAGAGGGAGAGGAAGGAUGGACCCUCUGUUACUUCACCUUAUAUGCCUCUAGAUCAACCAAAGGAAGGCACAAAGAAGAGACGUGUCAUCCAGAUAUUGGAUAGUCCUGAUGGGAAAAAAAAGUGCAAAAAUCAAGAAGGCUUCAUACCUACAUCUAGAGACUAUCCAGGUAAGGCACUGGCGUUUGAUUAUGAGAACAAAUUAAUUGAAGACUUUCUACAAUCGAGAAUGAACAGUGAUACGUACAUUUGGAAGUGUGCCGAAGCAAGCGUAUCUCGCUUAGAUGCUUAUAUACUAUUAACGGGAGGUGAACUCAGUGACGAUGUGAUCGAUGCAUUUGUUAUUCGGCUUUGUAACAAGAUUGAAACAAGUGAUAGUUAUGAUCGAAAGAUACAUGUCACAAGACCUUGGCUUGCACAAGCAUUUCUAGAAGGAAAUCUUGAAAUGGUGGCAAAACGAAUGAAGGAAAAUGUUUCUCAGCAGAAGUUCUUGGAGUGUGAAAGAAUUCUGAUCCCGAUUGUCAGCUCCGGACAUUGGCACCUGGUAGAGUUAGUGAGAGAGGAGACAAAAUUCUAUCACUACUCCUCAAUCAACUCCCCCAUUUAUACCGCCGAUGCUGUGAAAUUUAUAAAUAAGUUUAUGAGUUUCAUUGAGAGUAAUUGGGGAUUGGGGAAAUUGGAGCAUCAUGGUCUUGUGUCAGUUGCCGUGCCACAACAAGGACCAACGUUAGAUUGCGGGAUCUUUAUGAUUGAAUUCAUUAACAGCAUUGUCGAAAAACGGUCGAUAACAAUUUCAAAAGGAGAUUGUGCAAAAUAUAGAGCAAGGUUUUGUGCUGCUCUUUUGUAUGCACGCGAUUCACCUUUUUUGUAAAUAUUAUUUUAAUUUUCUCCAAGGUUUUUGUUGUGUAUUCAAUGUUGUAAGUAUGUUCAUGUUGUUAAUA
Messenger RNA from Asparagus officinalis (garden asparagus), 1051 nucleotides. RefSeq lists its product as uncharacterized. The record is from RefSeq and is a predicted model, not a curated record. The transcript has 6 exons. Gene Ontology annotation, biological process: proteolysis. Bases 1 to 981 code for a protein of 326 amino acids. Lineage: Eukaryota; Viridiplantae; Streptophyta; Magnoliopsida; Asparagales; Asparagaceae. Gene Ontology annotation, molecular function: cysteine-type peptidase activity; deNEDDylase activity.